Molecule: messenger RNA, 1555 nt
Organism: Gossypium raimondii (Peruvian cotton)
Lineage: Eukaryota; Viridiplantae; Streptophyta; Magnoliopsida; Malvales; Malvaceae
Exons: 13
Coding region: 253-1392 (379 amino acids)
Biological process (GO): double-strand break repair
Cellular component (GO): BRCA1-A complex; BRISC complex
Source: RefSeq, a predicted model, not a curated record
CGGGUAAUACCGGGUCAGGGUGGCUGAUAAGAGGAUGCCCGUUGUCAUCAUAUUCUUAAACUUACAACUUAAAAUUACUCAACCAUAAACGGUGAUUCACUGGUCACUCCCUUUUUUUUUUUCUUUAUUGGUCGACCAGUUGAUUGCCGGCGCGUAAUUCAAAACCCAUCGCCGUAAAAUCAUCGGCUUUAAGCUUCAUCAAAGCAAGAAGCAUCGGAAGUGAUCUCUUUGAGCCUGUUAAAGGAGCUAGGCAUGUCUCUCGAUGGCUUCCCUCCAUUCAUUUCAGCUCAGCUCCAUUAUCUCAUCAAUCACUUUCCCGACAAAAUCAAGGUUGAGCAAGUGUUGUCUGGUGGAAAAACCUACACCGGGGGCCUAGAUCGAUUUACAUUGCUUAUUCCAUAUUGCUUAGACUAUAUUAAAUGGGAUAUUAUAUACAAUGCGGAGUUCCCGUUGGCUCCACCGGAUAUAAUAUUUGGAACUGAAGAUGAAGAUUUUCACCCAUUACACAUGACUGGCCGUGUAGGAGAGGGGGACUUGAAGUUUCGGAACAUUUUGUCUGAUUGGAACUAUAAAGACCCGACAAGGCUACUAGCUUUAAUUCAGGAAUUGAGGGACCGGUAUAUGGCCUACCAGAAGAAACGUGUUGGAGAAGUGGAUGAUGAUAGGUUGACAUUUGAGAUUAGCACUAUUUGUUCUCGAGAGGGAAUUGAGAUGCAAAUUAGUUCAGGUGCUGAAAAGCCAGAAGAGGUCAAAUUUGCUGUGCCUCUAAUGGACAUGAACAUAAACAAAAUGGUGCAUGGGUGCCCCUGGAGACAUCCACAAAAGAUAUACUUACAGGUAAUAUAUCCCGUUGGAAAAAAGUAUGCAUCUACUCCUUCAGCACCUCGUCUGAAAUUGAUGUCAACAACUGAGCUGAGAGCUCUGUUUACAAUCGAGGAUGUCAAGCUUCCUUCAUGGUUGGAUGGAAUGUGCAUGGCUGAAUAUCUUCCUCAUCUAGAAGAAUCUCUUCAGAAACAGGUCCUGGAAGCUGUUUCAUUAAUUGACAUAAGAAGACACUUUAUAGAGGCAUUAGCCCCAUUGCUUGGAAGACCUUUGGAAGCUGAUCCGGUCUUUUGCAGAAAGGCAACAUUUCUUGCUUCCUCUGGAUCCUUCGUUUUCCUGGUGCACUUCCAUAUUUCAACUCUGUUUCCUAAGCAGCAGCCAGCUCUGAUGCUCCAAAGUUCUCAGCAUAUAUCGCCACAAGGAAUACCGAAAAAGUCACCUCUUCUAGCAGAAUAUCCAUGGAGUCCGAGAUGGGAAGCAUCACAAAUGGCGGAGCGGAUAUUCGAUUUCUUGGCGGAUGAGUCUCUGAACUUCAAACGGUUCUGUAAUGAGUCUCAACCUCAACACUAGUACGAUAAGGGGAUGCUGAAGUUUGGUAUGGGUUAUGUUUUAUUCAUCCAAGUUGUCUAAAAAAUGCUUAAUGGAACAUUUGGUAGUUUUCUUUUAAUACAAUUUCGAAACUGGUGUCUAAGUUGUAGAAAGGAAAUGCAAAGAUCUAUCUUUCGCUUCUUAA